This is a messenger RNA of Saccostrea echinata, 784 nucleotides long. RefSeq names its product exosome complex component RRP46-like. The record is from RefSeq and is a predicted model, not a curated record. The transcript has 2 exons. Lineage: Eukaryota; Metazoa; Mollusca; Bivalvia; Ostreida; Ostreidae. Gene Ontology annotation, cellular component: cytoplasmic exosome (RNase complex); nuclear exosome (RNase complex); nucleolus. Bases 112 to 762 code for a protein of 216 amino acids. Gene Ontology annotation, biological process: U4 snRNA 3'-end processing; nuclear mRNA surveillance; poly(A)-dependent snoRNA 3'-end processing.
GAACAUCCCGCAAAAUACCAUGUGAAGAUAGAUUUGCCGAUUUUAUUCAAAAUUUCACACUUUUGAAAGCAUACAUACGAAAAUAUAUGACAGAGGGUUUACUCUGAUAGAAUGGCAAAUGAGAUCAACAAGUUAAGAGAGUUGUCAUGUACUCUGGGAGAUUUAUCUCGUCCUGAUGGAGAUUCAACAUUUUCUCUUGGAGAUACCUGUGUUACCACAGCUGUGUAUGGACCUGGAGAGGUAAAGAUUGCCAAAGAACUUCUAGACAGAGCUACAAUAGAAGUAGUAUACAAACCUAAAUCAGGAUUGCCAGGCUGUGCAGAAAAGUUGUUAGAGAGGACAAUCAGGAACUCUUGUGAAACUGUCAUUCUUGGAAACCUGCAUCCUAGGUCAUUGAUUUCUAUAACCGUACAAGAGAUCCAAAACCGGGGCUCUCUUUUUGCGUGUUGUAUAAACAGUACCUGCAUGGCUCUGUUAGAUGCAGGUGUUAGUAUGAGGUAUCUUAUGGCAGCAGUCACUUGUGCAAUAAAUGACAAGGGGGACAUUUUCAUGGACCCUGACACCUUACAAGAACAGAGUGCUGUUGCUGUGUUGACAUUUGUAUUUGAAAAUUGUGAUUAUGGAAUAAUUACAGUCAAUGCAAAGGGUAGCUACACACUUGAUCAGUUUCAGCAGUGUUUGUCAAAAUGUAAAGAGGCAAGUAAAUCUGUGUUCCAGUUUUUCAAAGACUCUUUGUGUAAAAAGUUAUCUAAGAAUGAUUGAAGCAAUAAAUGUAAAAACUAAA